AUGACGACCAAAGGAGAGAGCGAGACAAUGGACGGCGGCUAUUCCACACCAGAUAUGACUGUUCAGGAGAAGCAGGAUGGGAGUGAUGCCGCCCCCGAGCCCGUAUAUGCCGAAGGCUUUCGACUAGCCGCCGUGAUGGGCACGAUCUUUCUCUCCACCCUGCUGGCGGCGUUGGAUAUUGGUAUCGUUGCCACCGCAAUCCCGGGCAUCACGGACGACUUCCACCGCCUGGACGACGUCGGUUGGUAUGGAGGCGCGUGUUUCCUCCUCGUCGGCAGCUCCUCGCCGAUGUGGGGAAAGCUCUACAAAUAUUUUUCAGCCCAGCUCGUAUAUCUCACCUCGGUGGUCAUCUUCCUUGUGGGUAGCAUCCUGGCUGCAGCCGCGCCAAACAGCCCGGCCUUGAUCGUCGGUCGAGCGCUGCAGGGCUGGGGAUGCUCUGGCACGCUGGGCGGCUCCGUGCUGAUGAUCAGCUACGUCGCAGAGCCUAAGAAGCGGCCCAUGUUGAUCGGAUUGUGGAUGUCCGUCUUUAUGUUCUCCACCAUCAUCGGGCCACUCAUUGGAGGGGCAUUCACCAGCGAGGUCACCUGGCGAUGGUGCUUUUGGAUCAACCUCCCUGUUGGCGGUCCCAUCCUCGCGCUGGUCGUACUCUUCUUCAAGGUGCCAAAGCACAUCAAGCCUGUCCCCGCAACCUGGUUUGAAAUCCUGCGCCAGCUCGAUCUCCCAGGCUUUGGCUUGCUCCUCUGCUCGCUCAUUUGCUUCAUGUUGGCCCUGCAAUGGGGUGGCCAGGGCAAGCCGUGGAGUGACGGCUCUGUCAUCGCCACAUUGACCUUGUGGGUUGCCUUGACUAUUGCCUUUUUCCUGGUCGAGUGGAUCCAGGGCGAGUACGCCAUGGUGCCGCUGGCCCUGCUGAAGCCGCGUCUAGUGUGGACCAAUGCCAUGUAUGGCUGGAUUGCCAAUCUCGCCAACUUCCAGGUGCUUUUCUACCUACCCAUCUAUUUUCAGUCCAUCCACGGCCAGUCGGCCAUUGCGAGUGGCGUCAACAGUCUUCCCUUCAUGGCUUUCUUCGCCGCAGGGUCCAUGCUCAGUGGUUUCCUCAUUGGGAAGACACGACUUCUCCAACCGUAUGAACUCAUCAGCGGACUACUCGCCACCGUGGGCGCUGCCCUGCUUUAUACUCUCGACACCGACUCUUCAAAGGCCCGUUAUAUCGGCCCUCAGGUCAUUUUCGGCAUCGGUAUUGGCCUUGGAAACCAGGUCCCAAUGACUGCGCUGCAAAGCUUUUCCAAACCUGAACAUAUCGCGCCGACCACUGGCGUUAUGCUGAUGUGCAACUCCAUUAGUGGUGCCUACUUUGUCACUGCAGCACAGUCCAUCUUCGCCAACUACAUGCUCAAGGAACUUGCCAGCAAUGCCCCCAACAUUGAUCCCGCUCAGGUCUUAGGUACUGGUGCAUCUGAGAUUUCCCAUGUCUUCCAUGGCGCUGAGCUGGCUGCUAUAACCAAGGCUUACAUGGCGGGUAUUAAGGAUGUCUUUGCUUUCUCCCUUGCCGGCGCGGCAUUAACUGUUGUUCUGUCGCUUCUGAUUCCCUUCAAGAAGCUUCCUGAUCCCGCUGCGGCUCCGGCGAAGACUGAGCAGGUAGAUGAGAAGAAUGAUGCCACUGACUUUCCCGCUGCCUAG
Penicillium longicatenatum is the source of this 1677-nucleotide messenger RNA. RefSeq names its product MDR family MFS transporter. Gene Ontology annotation, biological process: transmembrane transport. NCBI's taxonomy places the organism in Eukaryota, Fungi, Ascomycota, Eurotiomycetes, Eurotiales, Aspergillaceae. Gene Ontology annotation, molecular function: transmembrane transporter activity. The record is from RefSeq and is a predicted model, not a curated record. The transcript has 4 exons. The coding region runs from base 1 to 1677 and encodes 558 amino acids.